AUGUUAGAGUCGGAGAGUCGCCAAAUCUCCAUCGCAAGCGAGGCUGCGAGUAAGAAACAGAAGCAACCAGCUAAAGACUCACUCCUUCGCAACCUACCUAUCUCAGGCCGCCACUUCUGGAAGGGAACCUUAGCAGAGCAACUGUCUGCUACUCAGCUAGACAACAGGCCGACAAACAAGUCCAAGCGGAGUAUGCCCGGCAAUGAGCUAACGGUCAUGGCGCUCAAUGAAGUAGCGAUCUCGCAUGGUAGAGGUUUCUUCUUCCACGUCUUGGGUAGAGACUCAUGGACUUCUUGGCCCACUGAAGAUAUGCACCCCAAGAGCCGAGUUCCCCAGCUUCCUGGGUAG
This is a messenger RNA of Aureobasidium pullulans EXF-150, 348 nucleotides long. RefSeq lists its product as uncharacterized. Bases 1 to 348 code for a protein of 115 amino acids. The record is from RefSeq and is a predicted model, not a curated record. Lineage: Eukaryota; Fungi; Ascomycota; Dothideomycetes; Dothideales; Saccotheciaceae. The transcript has a single exon.